Molecule: messenger RNA, 3678 nt
Organism: Dictyostelium discoideum AX4
Lineage: Eukaryota; Evosea; Eumycetozoa; Dictyosteliales; Dictyosteliaceae
Gene: dhkC
Product: histidine kinase
Exons: 1
Coding region: 1-3678 (1225 amino acids)
Biological process (GO): signal transduction; phosphorelay signal transduction system
Cellular component (GO): membrane
Molecular function (GO): phosphorelay sensor kinase activity; protein histidine kinase activity; transferase activity, transferring phosphorus-containing groups
Source: RefSeq, a predicted model, not a curated record
AUGAUUGUCGAAGUUGAAUUAGGAUUUUUAUUAUCAACAUUAUUUUUUACAAUUAUUUCAAUUAUUUUAUUUUAUUUUUUUAUUAAUAAUAAAAAUAAUUUAAUUGAUCAAUGCCAAGAAGUAACAAAAUUAAAUAAUAAAGAUAAUAAAAUUGUAAAUAAUAAUAAUAAUAAUUAUAAUAAUAAUAAUUUUAAUAAAAUUGAAGAAAUUAAUGAUGAUAAAAAUAAAGAAAUUAUAAAAUUAAUUAAUAAUAGUAAUAAUAAAAAUUUAAAAAUUAAAAUCCAAGAAAUAGAUAGUGGUAAUAAUAAUAAUAAUAAUAAUAAUAAUAAUAAUAAUAAUAAUAAUAAUUUAAAUAAAAAUAGUAAUGAAAUUUUUAGAAAUUUUAAAAUAUUUAGUGGUUCACUUUUAGUUAUUGAUCAAGAUUUAAAUAUUAUAUCAUCAUCCGAGAGUGUUAGAGAUAUUUUCUCAAAUAUUAAUGAUAUUAAUGGUGUGAAUCAACAAGUAAUUGGUAGUUUACAAAAUUAUAGUUUCAUAAAUUUAGUUCAUCAAAAAGAUAAAGAUAGAGUUUCAACAUUUUUAAAAUUAAAAUUUAAAAAUAAUAAUAAUAUUAAACAUCAACAAUUUUCUGAAGAUAUUAUUAAUGAAAAAGAUGAAUUAAAAGAAAUUCAAAUUGAAGAUAAUAAAGAAUUAAUUAUUAUCAAUAAUAAUAAUAAUAAUAAUAAUGAUAAUGUAUUAAAAUUUGGAAAUAAUAAUAGUAAUAAUAGUAGUAUUAUAUUAUUUCAAGGAGUUUAUCAUUUAAAUAAUACAGAUUUAUCAAAACCAUUUAAUUUACAAGUUUCAAUUUUACCAUUUAUUUCUGAAAAUUAUAUUGUAUUAUCAUUAAAAGAUUUAUCACCACCACCAUUAAGAUUACUUUUAAAUAAAACUUCUUCUGCAUUAUCACCAAGAUCAUUAUCAUCAUCUUCAUCUUCAUCACCAUCAUCAUCGAAUAAUAAUGGUAAUACAAACAAUAGUGGAUCAUUAUCACCAAGAUCUUCAAAUUCAAAUGGUAGUGCAGUUUCACCAAGAAAUGUUUCAAGUAAUUCAAUGUCACCAAGAGGUCAAAAUAGUGAUCGUAGUAUUUCAUCACCAAGAGGUUCAUCAUCGUCGUCGUCAUCAUCAUCAAAUGAAUUAGCAAUUUCACCUAGAAAUAGUAAUGGUACAAUUUCAUCACCAAGAACAUCAAAUCUUUCAAUUGAAAGUGUAUUAAAUAAUAAAUCAAUUGAUAUGAUUUCACAUUUAUCACAUGAACUUAGAACACCAAUUCAUUCAGUUAUUGCAUCUAUUCAAUUGUUUAGAUCAACCAUUUUAACAGUUACUCAAAAUGAAUAUUUAUCAAUUAUAGAUACAUCAGCCAAUACAUUAUUGGAAUUGGUAUCCAAUGUAUUAGAUUAUAAAAGAAUUAGAUCAGGAAAGUUAACAUUGAAUAAUGUUGAUUUUAAUCUUUGUCAUGUGAUUGAAGAUGUUUGUGCAAUGGUAAGUCCACAAGCUCAAGCAAAAUCAUUACAAAUCGCCUCAUUUAUCUUUAUUCAUUGUCCAUUGAGUUUCUAUGGUGAUCCAAUUAGAUUAAGACAAGUUUUAUUGAAUUUAAUUGGCAAUGGUUUAAAGUACACUAAUAAAGGUCAAGUUUGUAUCUCUGUUGAGCCUGAACAAGUAAAUGAACAUUGUAUGUAUUUACAUUUCCAAGUUAAAGAUAGUGGUAUCGGUAUAAAGGAGGAGAAUAUGUCAAAAUUAUUCGCUGGCUUCUCUCAAGUUAAUAAUGGUGGUACCACACAAGAGGCAUUGGGAAGUGGUUUGGGUUUGGCAAUAUCCAAGGAUUUAGUAGAGUUAAUGGGUGGUAAAAUUUGGUGUUCUUCAAAUGCCACUCAAAAUAAUGGUGAAGCUGGUUGUACAUUCCAUUUCGUUAUACCAUUGGAAACCAAUCCAAAACAAUUACCAUGUCCAAUUCAAAAUUUCAAUGGUUUAUCAGUAUUGGUUGUCGAUAAAAAUCCAUAUAUUCAAACUGUACUUUGUCAAUAUUUAGAGGGUUGGAAUUGUCAAGUCAUUAAAAGUUCCGAUAUAAAAGAGGCAUCAAAUAAAUUAAAAGAUCUAAGAAGAGAACAAAUUGAAGUGGUUAUGAUUGAUAUCGAUAAUAUCGAUUUCCGUGAUUUCAUUCAAUUUAAAGAUGCUUUUAAUCGUUUGGAAUUCGGUAGAAUCGGUUUAAUUACAAUGUCAAGUGAUAGAUCAAUGGUAAAUGAAAUGGGUUUUGGCACUUCAAAAUUAACAAAACCAUUCCGUCAAUCUCAUUUAGUAGCUUGUCUAUUAGCUAGUAUGCCUGAACAUUCUUCAUCAACUACAAAUUGUUUUUCAAAUAUUGUUGGUAUGAAUAGUAAUAUUAAUAAUAAUAAUAAUAUUAAUAAUAAUAGUAAUAAUAAUAACAAUAAUAUGCAAACUCAUAAUAGUAAUAGUGUUUAUGGUAAUGGUAAUUAUGGUAAUUGUACUCCAUUCUCAAAUAACAACAAUAGAAUUCAUAUGAUGAGUUCAGGUGAUAAACCAAGUAUUAAUAAUAGAAGAAUGUCAAUCUCAUUGGGUAAAAUUCCAACUUUUAAUUCUGGUGGUUCAAAUUCACCAAGAAGUAAAAAAUUAUUUGAGGAAGUUUUACAACAACAACAACUUCAACAACAACUUCAACAACAACUUCAACAACAACAACAACUUCAACAACAACAACAACAACAACAACAACAACAACAACAACAACAACAACAAUUACAACAACAACAACAACAAUUAAAUACAAUUGAUGAUGAUUCAAAUAAUUAUUGUAAUACAACAGGUACUAUGGAUAGUAUUGAUGAAAUUAAUAAAAAUAAUUAUAGUGAUAGUGAAAGUGAUGAAUUAAAUGAUGAUCAAGCACCAAUUAUAGCACCAGUUCAACAAUUAUCAUUUGGUCGUGUUACUAGAAGACAUUCUAUUGAUAUUAUUAUGUUUGAAAAUUCUAGAGAAUUAUCAGAAUUAAGAAAUCUUGAAGAUUCAACUAGAUAUUUGUCACCACGUUCAAUGAAUAAUAAUAAUGGUAAUAAUGAUAAUGGUAUCAAUGGUGGUAGUGGAAACUCAUUAUUUGGAUCAUCAAUUAAAGAAGAGAUUGGUGGUACUUCUGAUACAAGUUCAUUAGCACAAUCACCAAAUUCAUUAUCACCAAGAGCCCCAACAAAGAUUAUGAUAUUAGAUGAUAAUCCAGUUAGCUUAAAAUUAAUGCAACGUAUCUUGGAAAGUCGUGGAUUCGAAUGUUAUCCAUUCGAUUGCUCAGAGAAAGCCGUUGCUCAAUUGGAUCAAGUUAAUCCUGCCAUCAUUUUCAUGGAUUGUGAAAUGCCAAAAAUGAAUGGUUUCGAAUGUACUCAAUUAAUAAGAAAGAGGGAACAAGAAUCACUUUGUCUAUUAAAAGAUCGUAAGAUUAUUAUUGCUUUGACUGCUCAUAUUAAUCCUGAAAUUCAAGUUAAAUGUUUCGAUGCUGGUAUGAAUGAUUUCAUCUCAAAACCAUUCAAACCACAAUGCUUAGAAUUAAUCCUUAGAAAAUGGGAAGAUUGUAUAAGUAAUAAUCAAUUAAAUUAUAACAAUAGUUUAAUUAAUAAUCAAACUACAAUUCAAGAGCAAGUUUAA